UUUGAGUGUGAGAAGAGUUUUACUACAGCAAACAGUUUAAAACUGCACCAGAGAAUUCACACUGGAGAAAAACCGUACAAGUGUUCACACUGUGACAAGAGAUUCAGUCAGUCAGGAACACUGAAAACACAUGAGAGGAUCCACACUGGAGAAAAACCUUACAAGUGUUCACACUGUGACAAGAGAUUCAGUCAGUCAUCAUCUCUGAAAACACAUGAGAAGAUCCACACUGGAGAGAAACCUUACAAGUGUUCACACUGUGGCAAGAGAUUCAAUCAGUCAUCACAUCUGAAAAAACAUGAGAGGAUCCACACUGGAGAGAAGCCGCACACGUGUGAUCAGUGUGGAAAGAGUUUCUCUAUUAAAAGUCACCUGAAGAUACACAUGAAGAUCCAUGAUAGAUCAUCUUUAUGUGCUGAGAAGAGACAAAUCUCUACUCUCCACCUAUAG
Messenger RNA from Megalobrama amblycephala (Wuchang bream), 450 nucleotides. RefSeq names its product protein krueppel-like. Gene Ontology annotation, biological process: central nervous system development; regulation of transcription by RNA polymerase II. The annotation marks the transcript as partial. Lineage: Eukaryota; Metazoa; Chordata; Actinopteri; Cypriniformes; Xenocyprididae. The transcript has a single exon. Gene Ontology annotation, molecular function: RNA polymerase II cis-regulatory region sequence-specific DNA binding; DNA-binding transcription factor activity, RNA polymerase II-specific. Gene Ontology annotation, cellular component: nucleus. The record is from RefSeq and is a predicted model, not a curated record.